Lutzomyia longipalpis is the source of this 519-nucleotide messenger RNA. RefSeq names its product odorant receptor 4-like. Gene Ontology annotation, cellular component: plasma membrane. Lineage: Eukaryota; Metazoa; Arthropoda; Insecta; Diptera; Psychodidae. Bases 1 to 519 code for a protein of 172 amino acids. Gene Ontology annotation, molecular function: olfactory receptor activity; odorant binding. Gene Ontology annotation, biological process: sensory perception of smell; detection of chemical stimulus involved in sensory perception of smell. The transcript has 2 exons. The record is from RefSeq and is a predicted model, not a curated record.
AUGGCUCUGCAAUUUCGUGGGGAGUUGGCGAUCAUCAGGGAACUUCUGGGUAGUGCAACAGGCGCAACAGGCAGCAAAUUCCUCCAUCAAGUUCAUCAAAUGCACAUAGACGCUCUGCGGAGGCUUCGUACUUUUCACAGGAUCUACUAUCAUCUCACAUUCCUCCAGAUGAUCUCAAGUUUCCUCCUUAUUUGCCUGACAACCUUCAUGAUUCGUUUUCACGAUGUACAGGUGUGGGCGUACGCUGUACUCCUCUGUGGGCUAAUGCAGAUUUUCUUUCUCUGCCUCAUUGGGGAUAUUUUGUUUGAGAAGGCCAGUUUAAUCAGCACAGCACUGUAUUUGACUAAAUGGUACGAAAUGAAAUUGGAGGAUCAAGGAAGACUCCUCAUUAUGAUUGCCAUGGCACAGAAGCCUUAUGGCAUAAAGGCAGCAGGACUUGUUGAUGUGUCCUUCUUUACUUUCAUUGAGAUUAUCAAACUUUCAGUGUCUUACUGCGCAAUUCUUUUCACAUUAGUUUGA